Penaeus vannamei (Pacific white shrimp) is the source of this 1328-nucleotide messenger RNA. NCBI's taxonomy places the organism in Eukaryota, Metazoa, Arthropoda, Malacostraca, Decapoda, Penaeidae. The record is from RefSeq and is a predicted model, not a curated record.
UACCAGAGAGAAAUGUAAUAUUGGCAGUUGAUAUCCAUCCCUACACAGAAAACAGAACCCGUGAUAUAAAUGCCACAAUUACCCAGAGUUUCUCAGGGUUUGCAGUAAAUAUGGAUGCACAGAUAACAGAUUCCAAUUUCCAUGAUGGCAUUUAUGAAUUUAAGUACUGGAGCCUCACCAAGGAGACUUGGGAAAACCUUCAUGUUUCUACACGUGUUGAACCUUCCAUGGAUGGAUUUGACUUUGAAGCUCGAGUAAAGGCACCAAAGGGCAACUGGGGCUACACCUACAGGGGAAAUGCCUUUUCCAAUGAUCACGAAGCUGCUGUAACCAUCAUGGGAAUUUCUGACAGGUACGGAGACUUUUGGGAAAUCGAGACCACAGUUAGCAAACACUUACCAGAGUUCACUGUCCAUCUUGACAUUGGCCAGGAGAAUGAAGAAGCAUACGAAAAGGGGCGUUUGAGAAUUGGUUUGCACAAUCCACUGGAAAUAGGAGCAGCUUUGGACCAUCGGAAGUUCGGUGAGUGGAGGCAAGAUGGUGCCAUUGGCCUGAGAUUGAAGACAGAAGAUAUUCUGCAGUUCGUGCUGGAAUUUGAUCCUUCCCUAGAUUACCAGAAUGAACACUUCCUGGUUGACCUUGUCUCGCCUGCGGACCAGAUAUUCAGCAGUUGGGGGCGUGAUCUUGAAUAUACCACCUCUGCCUUCGCGAAGUGGUUCAUGGAAGAGAGUCCCAGCAUGUAUCAGGUUCUUGUAAACAACCCCACCGUAGUGCGGGUGUGGAACGCGGAAAUGCAUCACUUCCAGGAAUUUGUCAGUGAAAUGAAUGGUGUCAUUACCGAUAUCCAUAACGACGGACAGCAAAUCUGGAAUACGGUCAUACAGCCAUCGCUGAAUGCAGUGCGGGAAACAUUCAAUGAAAUGAGAGAGCAGCUGGAGCGAGCGUGGGAGGCAGCUGCAUCUUAUAUGAACUAUGAGUUCUCAAACAUCAGGAAUUUAGGCCAAGAAAUGAUCCAAGAAGUGGAAAGAUGGCAGAGAAAAAUGGAAUAUGAACUUACGAAAUUAUCAUACGAGUUCUCAUCAUGGUGGGACAGCAUGACGCAUCGCGUGGCGGCCCAGUACAAUAACCUGAUGUAUCACUUCGCUCGGGCGCUCAACUCCUUGGCGAACGCUGUAUGAAAAUGGGUCGCAGUGGAACGCGCAGCGCAGCCCUACGUAGACUCUCUCGUGCAGGCGUUCACCAGAUAUGGUGUGGAGCUGGACGCCAUCUUCGGUGGCCAGUGCUAUAAGCGUAUCGUGCAAGUAUUUGAUGAGACGGUGACAACACUG